Molecule: messenger RNA, 5334 nt
Organism: Lineus longissimus
Lineage: Eukaryota; Metazoa; Nemertea; Pilidiophora; Heteronemertea; Lineidae
Product: protein kinase C and casein kinase substrate in neurons protein 1-like
Exons: 11
Coding region: 163-1740 (525 amino acids)
Biological process (GO): plasma membrane tubulation; regulation of endocytosis; cytoskeleton organization
Cellular component (GO): endosome; plasma membrane; cytoplasm
Molecular function (GO): protein binding; phospholipid binding
Source: RefSeq, a predicted model, not a curated record
CACGAAACCACCAUUUUGAACUCGAUUUGUAGUUUCCUGGAAGAUUUGUCCAUUAAAAACACACUUUUCAAGUGGAAUCGCUCAUAUAUGAAAGCAUCUGAGGCGCGUGAAAAAGCCUAUUGUCGUUUUCUUUUAAUCUAAUGUUUACAUGAUCGAGUCACCAUGUCAGUGAUUGAUGACCAGGUCACGCCGAGCUCCGACAGUUUUUGGGAGGUUGGCCAAUACAAACGUACAGUCAAGCGGAUACAAGAUGAGGAUCGAUUAUGUAAUGAUCUCAUGACCCUCAUCCAGGAACGUAGCGACAUUGAAAAAGUGUAUGCCAAGAAUUUGAGGCAGUGGUCAAAAAAAUGGACAGAUCAUAUAAAAAGUGGUCCUGAGUAUGGUACGACCGAAGCAGCCUGGAACGGAGUGAUGCGGGAGGCUGAGCGAUUGUGCGACAUUCACCUGGACGUCAGAAGUCAACUGAUGAACGAGGUCCUCCCGACGAUUAAGCAGUGGCAGAAGGAGCACUUCCAUAAAAACAUGAUGGGUGUGAUGAAGGAGUCGAAGGACAUGGAUGAUAACUUUAGAAGAGCACAAAAACCAUGGGCGAAGAAACUAUCAAAGGUUGUCAAGGGUCGCAAGGAUUAUCAUUCGGCUUGUAAGACAGAAAAAUCAGCCCGAUUACAGAAGAUGAAUGCUGAGGGCGACUCAUCUAUUUCACCAGAACAGGUGAAAAAGUUAAGCGACAAGGUUGACAAAUGCGAACGAGAAGUGGAAAUAACGAAAGAUAAAUACAACGCUGCACUCGCCGACCUUAACUCGUAUAAUGCAAAAUACAUAGAAGAAAUGAAAGAUGUGUUCGACCAGUGUCAGGACUCCGAACAGAAACGACUACAGUUCUUUAAGGAGAUGUUGUACGGUGUCCACAAAUGCCUCAAUAUUAGCGACAAUGAAGAAUUCCCAAGGAUCUAUGGAGAUCUGUACAACACAAUCGGUAAUGCAGAUUAUAACAUGGACUUGAGGUGGUGGUCACAGAAUCAUGGCGUGGACAUGCCAAUGAGCUGGCCAGUAUUUGAAGAAUUCUCACCUGAAGUGAAAGCGCAGAUAUCGGAUAAACGGGGCAAGUCAUUUAUGAAAGGAGGAAGAGAUGGCGACGAAAUUAUGUUAAAAAAUUACGUGCAUCAUGACAAAACUCCAAGCCAUGUGUCGGACACGGGCUCUGAUAACGCCUCCUAUACAAACAAACAGGAAUAUACUAAGGACUAUGUAUCGAAAACUCAGAGCGUUACCGUGGAGUCUGCCCUGCCAGAUGCCUCAUCAUCUUCCAAUCCGAGUGAAAAAUUAACUCCUCUAAUUAACCCCAAACACCACCAGCAUGUCGAGGCUCAUCGGAACCCAGCGUAUGAAGUCGAUCUACCGCCUCGGACGCGGCCAAGAAUACCUUCCUAUGACCAUUCCCUAAAUCCCUUCGGUACCGAUGACAAGACGCCUACGCCAGAUGCUCAGUCAAAAGUGAACCCGCAGAACCCGUUUGGUGAUGACCUUGAGGUGGAGUACGACCUCACAGAUGACGGAACGGAGGGCCAACCCGUACGAGCCUUGUACGAUUAUUCGGCAGUCGAACAGGAUGAAUUAGAGUUCAAAGCAGGCGACAUAUUUUCCAAGCUCAGUGACGAAGAUGAACAGGGUUGGUGUAAAGGACGGAAGAAUGGCCGCAUCGGACUCUAUCCGGCGAAUUAUGCAGAAGCAGUCAACUAGCCAGACACUGAAGAGUGUCAGUGGCAAUAUCAUCAUUGUUUGAAGUGAUUGUAUGUAUGUAGGCUUAGGAGUACAGGUCUGACAAGGAGGCCACAUUCUGGGAAGAUCAUGAAUAUUCACAAAUUUCAAAAUGGCCGUUAUGACAUUGUGAUUCAAGGGAACGAGGAUGAUGAAUUUAGAUAGAGGCGGUAUCAUCGGGGGUGAUCUUCCAAAUACACUUGUCUCGUCAUGGUGUCGUCUUAACCCGCUGUUGUAUGUUUUCAAAUCACAAAGCAUUGGAGUGCCAACUUUAGAGUGUGUCCAUUGCAUGUCUGCUUGGUGUGACUCAAGACAAGUUGUGGGGUAACGAUGUGUCGUCCAGUUUGAACAUUUCAGUUUCUCCGAUGGAUCAUCCAAUCAGAAGAGCAAAAUUCUGCAUCUCUGUAGUGCUCUCGUGCUCGAUGACAUGUAGCGAUUAGUGGAUAUUAUUUCUGUACCUUGAGUUUUCUGUGACAAAUUCACCCAAAUACAUUAAGAUGGCUGAUUAUCUUUGUAAUUUGUCUUUAGUAGAGGGUGAAUCUGUUGGUUGCAAUUAUUCAGUCCAUAUCAUUUUGACUUGAUGGGAAUUCGUUGUCUUUUCUGCGACGAAUACGUGUCUAGUCAGAAUGAAUUAGUCUGAAAAUGAUGUAGAAGGUUGUAUUUAUUAUAAAAUACAUUUGUAAAUAUAAUGGUGGUUGAAGAACCUAUUCAGCCUAAUGUUGAUCACAUUUUGAGAAAUUGAGAGUAGAGAAUACUGCAUGUGAGAAGAGAUGUCACAUUUGUUGUUCGGUUCAAGUUUUGAUUAUUUAAGUCAGUUUAAAUUGUCACGGGAUCUGGGGUACUUGUUAAGACACCAGUUUUAUUUGACAAUGUAAUUGACAUGGAAUCGUUUGAACCGUUGAGUUAACUAGGUCGGCCUAUUCUUUACUCUAUCUCAUCGUAAGAUGGCCAGAAGUUUGCCUGUGUAUUUGUAAAGUAAACCUGUAUGUGAGUGCAGUCUAUAGCUGUCUGGACUGUAAUUUGGUUAAAAAACAACAACAAAAAAGCUUGUUUUGGUGAUAUUAGUUGGUAGUUUAAAAUUCUAAAAUCCAGGUGAUUGUUUGAAACUGACUCCCAAGAAUAUGUCUCAAAGUCUUAAGGUAAGAGGUGGAGAUAGUGAUGAGACUGGACUUCGUCCAUAUCUAUUUGUGAUCAAGUGGUUGUAUUGGAAGGCUGGCAUCAGUUUCAGAACAAUUCCCAAAAUCCAUAUCCGUAAAAAUCUGAUUUGAUCGUUAAGUGCAAAGGUAAUUAUAUUCUGAUAUCGUAAUCAUUGUACAAAGUGUCCAUCAACUUGUUGAUUUCAAUACUCUCUUUUAAUCUGUCGUCAUCGGGCAUACGGAAAAUAUGUGCAGGAAGGGGAAAGUGGACUAAUUGGUGAGAAGUGAGGGAAUUACCAAUCACAAAAACAAUUCAACUAAAAGUUUAUUUGUUAAAUAUGCUUCAAUUGUGACAUUGUUGCUUCCUCAAUGGGUCUGCAUUCAUGUCAUUAUUUCUGCAGUUCUGCACAUCUUUUUCACCAGGACGCCCUGUGUAUCAAGCUAGUUGAUCUGUUAGGAAAGUAUCUAUUGUAUUAAGCAUUUGUAAAUAUGAUCAUGUCCUAACCGUCCAUCUUCUAACUUUUCCCAAUGUCCCCUGUUUGUAUAAUGUACUGUUUAUAAAUUGUCUGAUGAACAAGUAUUCUGUAAAAGAAACCUCUCCAAUCUAACCAAGGGGACAGUUUCUUGAAGUUGUCUGUUGCAUUGCCAAAUUCAGGGAUUUUUUAUAGCAUGUCCUUUUUCCAUGUCCUGUACUUGGUGUGAAAAACGUGGGUUGUAAUAUUCUACAGCGCUGUUGAAAGAGAGAGGCCAAAAAUGUGGUGUUGUGUUGAGCUUGAUUCAUUGCAAAGUCGGUUACAGCCUUCAGCCUGAUAGGGAAUUAAGAAAUCGAUAUUUGAAGAUGAUUGAAAUCGACAUCAGCUGUAAACAUUGCCCCUCCUUUCUGUUUGACCAAAAUGUGCAGCUUGAAAUGUGCUAAUUGUUUGUCCUCAUUUUGUGCUUCAUCUUGACUAAGUUAGAAGAUGGUGGACCCUAGUCACAUUAUACUAUCAGUAGUUUGUUUCCGGAAAGUACGUGUAGAUGUAUAAAUGAGUCUGUCCAGUGUCUUGACCAUUCCAGAAUGUAACCGCAACCAAUUCGGUAGAUUAUAACUGAACCAAGUUGUUGCCAAGGUCUUUGUUGGGAAUCUAGCACUUCUUUCAAAGUGCUUCUGCCACCCUAUGCUCUGCCCACCUUUACAACUUAGUGGGUAGAUUUGGCAUCCUGGUAGUCUUUCACAAUUCAGCUGGGUCUUUUAAAAAUCUGCCUGAUUCCAAAAAAAGAUUCAAUUUGACAAAAUGCAAUUAUUCUUCAAGUUUCCUUAACCUUAUUGCCGAUCUUUUACAGGUUUCCCGCCAGAAAUGUUUGAGGUCACUAGAUUUGCCUUGUUUCUUUGUCAAGUGCUUUGCAAGAGAUGGUGGGAUUUUCGUAUAACUUUCGAAUGAAGGCGAAAUUGAGGCUGGCAUGUCAACCCAGCAUCAGUGAUUAUUAGAAGUGAUACUACUAUGAACAAACAACUUUUCUGCAAUUUGCCUCUCUUGCCGACCGUUGGUUAAUUUUUUUCAGCAGACCUCUGGUUGGGUGUUACAAUGUAAACCAUAACAUAAAUCCAUUUGGUGGCAUUCUUACAUUUGAUAGGUGUUUUGUGAACUUGUGGUAUUGUGAUAUUGCCUGGCAAUCAUCAGCCUGUAUCAACAGCAGCAUUAUAUUCUUUACAAUGCAAAUAUUCAAUUCUUACAGAGCAUGAUAAGAGUUCAUUUGUACCCACCAAACGGCUAAUAUAACUUAUUCUGGAUAUUAAAUUUGGCAAGUUUGUGUUAGUGUUUGUCUGGGCUGUUGUUUUGAUGACAUUACUUGUCAGUUGACUACUAAUACCUUUAUAUAUCUCGCAUAGAGGCCUACGUGUGCUGUGAUAGUUGCUGCCGAGUAGGCCUGAAGUGCAAAAUGCUUUUAUUCAGCAAAGUUUAAUUGAAGGAGCCAAAAUGAAGUUUGUGCUGGUCACGAAAUGAAUACCGGUAGCUCUAUUUACCGGUCAUCAUGUUUAUUGGUUGUUUGAAGGGCUUAUUCUAUGUUCGUUAGAAAAUGACACCGAUUUCCAGGUCAAAACUGUAAAAAUGGACCAAGUUUCUGACUGAUUGCACUUACUUGAACAAUGUCGAUAUAUUUGAGUUUAAUAUUGAUAUCGUAGCGGAAAUGCCCAUUUUAUUUAUUUUCAUCCGCUCGUCUCACAGUUAUCUUUGCACUUGUUUAUUGUUGAUAUAACCUCAUCAAUGAAACCAGCUAUGAAAUUGGUGCGUCCUUCACUGACCAAAUUUGUUUGUCAUUUGUUAAGUUUGUUUUGAUAAUGCAGAAAGGGAAUUUGUUCAGGAUAGGAUGGGCUUACAGGACUGACAUCUGGGACUGAAAAUACUCCUUGACUCCUAAGGAAAAUGACUAGCUCUCCUCACCCCUUUCUGUCUUGUCA